AUGUCGCGCGCGAGCGGCAAGCAGCGGGUGUGCUACUUCUACGACUCUGACAUUGGCAACUACUACUAUGGCCAGGGCCAUCCCAUGAAGCCUCAUCGUAUUCGCAUGGCUCACAACCUGCUGCUCAACUAUGGCCUCUACAAGAAGAUGGAGAUCUACCGGCCGAGCCCAGCCACCUUCGAUGAGCUGCGCAAGUUCCACUCCGACGAGUACAUGCGCUUCCUGCGGCACAUCACGCCAGACAACAUGGGCGAGUACACCAAGCAGAUGCAGCGAUUCAAUGUCGGCGAGGACUGCCCCGUCUUCGAGGGCCUCUACCAGUUUUGCCAGGCCAGCUCGGGCGGCUCGAUCGGCGGCGCCGUCAAGCUCAACAAGGGCACGUCGGACAUUGCGAUUAACUGGGCGGGCGGGCUGCACCACGCGAAAAACAAGCUGCGGCCUCUGCUGGCAAGCCGCGGCGCGCGCCCGGCACCCUCUCCGCCCAAGCGCUCGCCGCCCUCGCCCCUUCCCCUGCAGGACGGCAUCGACGACGCCUCGUACGCCUCCAUCUUCAAGCCCGUGAUCGGGCAGAUCAUGCAGAUGUACCAGCCCGGCGCUAUCGUGCUGCAGUGCGGCGCCGACUCGCUCUGCGGCGACCGGCUCGGCUGCUUCAACUUGACCAUCCGGGGGCACGCCGAGUGCGUGCGCUUUGUGCUGCAGCAGAAGGUGCCCACGCUCAUCCUGGGCGGCGGCGGCUACACGAUCCGCAACGUGUCGCGCUGCUGGACGUACGAGUCUGCCGUGGUGCUGAAUGAGGAGAUCUCGGACGACCUCCCGUACAACGACUACUACGAGUACUAUGGGCCGGACUACAAGCUGCACUACGCGCCCUCGGGCAUGGAGAACCUCAACAUCCCCGAGAACCUCGAGAAGAUCAAGUCCAAGGUCUUCGAGCACUUGCGGCAGCUGCAGCCGGCGCCGAACGACGACCCGGACGUGCGGGUGAGCCAGCGGGGGGGCGACGAGCGGCAGGAGCAUGGGGCGGAGUUCUACUCGGGCAGGCCAGGCGAGUGA
Emiliania huxleyi CCMP1516 is the source of this 1053-nucleotide messenger RNA. RefSeq lists its product as hypothetical. The transcript has 5 exons. Gene Ontology annotation, molecular function: histone deacetylase activity. Bases 1 to 1053 code for a protein of 350 amino acids. NCBI's taxonomy places the organism in Eukaryota, Haptophyta, Isochrysidales, Noelaerhabdaceae. The record is from RefSeq and is a predicted model, not a curated record.